This is a messenger RNA of Fibroporia radiculosa, 3669 nucleotides long. RefSeq lists its product as uncharacterized. Gene Ontology annotation, cellular component: replication fork; site of double-strand break; nucleus. The record is from RefSeq and is a predicted model, not a curated record. Bases 1 to 3669 code for a protein of 1222 amino acids. Gene Ontology annotation, molecular function: damaged DNA binding; DNA-directed DNA polymerase activity; flavin adenine dinucleotide binding. The transcript has 27 exons. NCBI's taxonomy places the organism in Eukaryota, Fungi, Basidiomycota, Agaricomycetes, Polyporales, Fibroporiaceae. Gene Ontology annotation, biological process: response to radiation; error-prone translesion synthesis.
AUGUCUACUAAAACUAUUGCUGUGCUCAACGAAUCUGAACUCAAAGAUGGGGAGAUGAGGCAAGUCGACUUUGAAGGCGAGGGAAAGGUGUUGGUCGCUCGUCUGGGUGACAAAAUACAUGCUACUAGCGCAUUUUGCACGCAUUACGGUGCCCCACUCGCCAAGGGUGUCCUCACUGCAGACGGCCGCGUCGUGUGCCCGUGGCAUGGAGCAUGCUUUAACGUUUGCACGGGUGAUAUAGAGGACGCACCCGCACCGACAGCCAUUCAUUCCUUCAGAGCACAUAUUGCGGAUGGCAAGAUCCACGUCACGGCGAACCCGUUCGAAACCCUGAAGGCCAAUCACUCUCGUCAGCCCAAAUUGCUUGCAACUGGUACCGGCAGUGGUAAAGGUGUUGUCAUUGUGGGCGGUGGAAGCGGCACAUAUCACUGUAUCGAAAGUCUCCGAGAGCAUGGUUACAACGGCCCAUUGACCGUCAUAUCCAAAGAGAGCUACAGCCCUAUUGACAGGACGAAAUUGAGCAAGGCACUGAUCACUGACGCCAGUAAGCUCGAAUGGCGCUCGGCCGCCGAGCUUAAGAGCAAGUAUGGUGUAACCUUGCGUACGGGUCUUGAAGUAAGCUCGAUUGACGCGGAUGCAAAGGAAGUUGUCAUUGGUGGUGGCGAGCGUGUGUCAUACGAGACUCUUGUCCUUGCGACAGGUGGUGUUCCACGUCGUCUACCAGUUGAGGGCGCGAACUUGGAUAAUGUCUACACUCUUCGUGGCGUGGAAGAUGCCCAGAGGAUCGACGCGGCAUGCCAAGAGGGAAAGCGUUUGGUCGUGAUUGGCUCGUCCUUCAUUAGUAUGGAGCUCGUGGUCGCCGUGUCAAGUCGGAAACUGGCAUCAAUUGAUGUGGUGGGCCUAGAAGAGGUCCCGUUUGAAUCCAUCUUGGGCAAAGAGGUCGGUGCAGGGCUGAAGAAGUUCCACGAGAGUAAGGGUGUCCACUUCCACAUGAAUGCAUCGGUUGAGAAGCUUGUGGCCUCAAAGAAUGACUCAUCGAAGGCAGAAGCUGUAAUCAUUUCGGGGAAGGAUGGACAGCUCACACUCUCUGCCGAUGCGGUCAUUAUGGGUGUGGGUGUGGCGCCUGCAACCGAAUUCUUGAAGCACAGCAAGGGUUUUGAGAGUGCACUGGAGAAGAGCGGCGCCGUCCUUGUAGAUGAGUAUUUGAAGGUGAAGGGGCUCGAUGGUGCAUAUGCUAUCGGUGAUAUUGCAAUGUACCCACAGCCUGGUACUGGUGAACUGAGACGUAUUGAACACUGGAAUGUUGCCGGGAAUCAAGGACGUGCUGUUGGGAGGACAAUCGCUGAGGGCAAGCCUCAGCCAUACGUGAAGAUUCCCGUCUUUUGGAGCGCGCAGGGACAGCAGCUACGUUACUGUGGCGUAGGGGCGAAUUUCGACGACGUGAUCAUAACCGGAAACCCCGAUGAGAUGAAAUUCAUCGCAUAUUACGUGAAGAACAACAAAGUAGUGGCAGUGGCUAGCAUGCAAUACGAUCCUGUCGUUAGCAAGGCCUCUGAGUUGAUGCGAUUAGAUUUGAUGCCUUCGCCGACAGAGCUCAAGGCCGGAAAGAAUCUUCUGUCUGUUGAUAUACAAACAGUCUCUGCUCGGAACCUCCCAGAUUUCUUGCCGCGAAUCUCUACCACCUAUCCAAGCGAUUUCAUUGAGUAUCUGGAAGCUAUGUCGACUGGCGUCGGGAAAUCACUGUCCUCCAAAGCCAAAGCGUCGCUAUCGGACUCGCAGUUUGACGACCUAAACCCUGUAAUCACCUACAGACACGUUCAGUCCCACAAUAUGGGCGUCAGGGAUCCUCUUCGAGUCAUCGCGCUGUGCGACAGCGACGCUUUCUACGCGGCAUGCGAGCAAGUUCGCCUCGGGCUUGAUCCGUCUGUGCCCCUGGUCGUCCAACAGUGGGAUUCGUUGAUAGCAGUUAAUUAUCCUGCGCGCACGUACGGGAUCACGCGGAUGGAAAAGGUCAAGGAAGCACGAAGGAAAUGCCCAGAGCUCACCGUCGUGCAUGUGGCAACUUUCAAAGAAGGAGAGAAGGAGCCUGGUUAUUGGAAAAAUCCGGACACUUUGACACACAAGGUCUCGUUAGAUUAUUAUAGGCGUGAAAGCAUGAAGAUUAUUACCAUGUUUCAAGAAGGCUUACCGACCGGGGAGAUAGAAAAAGCCUCGAUUGACGAAGCCUUCAUCGACUUCACUCGACCUGUUCGUGAAGAAAUACUGCGUCGCUAUCCUUACCUCGCUGAAGUUCCUCCUGAUGCACCCAAUGGGAUCGACAGUCCAGUGCCCUCCCCGCCUCCCAUUAUCUGGAGUGGGUUGGGAACUGUGGUUUUCGCUGAUCAUGAACCGCAAGAGAUUCGUGAUGACGCUAUCAGGUCCCAGAGAAGUGCCAGAAGUCGAACUCAUGAUGAAAGUAGUGAGGGCGUCAAGGAAUGUGACAGCUCAACGACUUGGCAUGAUGUUGCUCUGUCAAUUGCAGCUGAGCUGAUGGGCAGAAUCAGGCGCGAUAUUCAUGAGAAACUUGGUUACACAACAUCUGCAGGACUCGCGCGGAAUAAAUUUCUGGCUAAGCUUACGGCUUCUUAUAAGAAACCGAACAGUCAGAGCAUCCUCCGCAACGCAGCGAUACCUAAUUAUUUGAGACCAAUCGCAUUCCAAAAGAUACGUUUUCUUGGUGGAAAACUGGGAAAAGCUAUCGCCGAGGAGUUUGAUGCUUCGACCGUUGGUGAUUUACUUCUUAUAAAUUUAGAGGAGAUGCAGCGUAAACUGGGGGAAAACUCGAUUUGGGUUUAUGAAAUACUGCGCGGCAUUGAUCGCUCUGAAGUCAAAGAGAAAUCAUUUGUAAAUAAGAGCAUGAUGGCUUCGAAGAAUCUACCACAGCCUGUCACAAAUGAGACUCAAGGCUACCAUUGGAUCCGAGUCCUCGCAGCAGAACUUGCUUUGCGGCUGACAGAAGCCAGGGACCAGACACCUGCUCUGUGGCCUAAAACGCUUGUACUCCACGUACGACAAGGUUACGAUACUGCGCGCUCCAAACAGGCUCCUUUCCCAUUCUCGCGUCAUGUCGACAUAGAUAUCGUCGCAUCUGCAGGAGACAAGCUGUGGCGCGAACUGGUCGGCACGGAUACAUCCAGAGCGGCUCCUGUAAAGAUCACUCAUAUAGCGCUCGGGUUCACUGGCGUUGAGAGUAUGGAAGCUGGGCAGCAGAGCAUUGAAGGUUUCUUCCAUACCCCUGCAAUAUUGGACAGGACGCGACCGAGCUCUAGCAGUGCUACCAAACGUAGCCGGGAUCCAGACGACAACCCCGUCAGCCGCGAGACGGUUCGAUCAAGGACCGAAGACAGCUUCCCACGCAGUCAGGUCACUUCAUUUACGUGCGAUAGAUGCGGCAAGCGUGUCUACCUUGCAGAUGAGCUGGCCAGUAAUCAUCCUGGGAACGAAGUGCGGGAGGCGCUGGCUGUGUUGCGCGUGGAGCACGACGACUUCCAUCUCGCACAGGAUUUGGCAAAGCAGAUAGCAGUUAGUAGCCCUCGGAAAAUCCGGCCCUCCGAGAAGGCAAAAUCAUCUAAGAAUAAGAAGCAGCCACAAAGGCCGGAAGGCAUUGCCAAGUUUUUCGCGAAGAAGUAA